Messenger RNA from Fusarium oxysporum Fo47, 555 nucleotides. RefSeq lists its product as uncharacterized. Lineage: Eukaryota; Fungi; Ascomycota; Sordariomycetes; Hypocreales; Nectriaceae. The coding region runs from base 1 to 555 and encodes 184 amino acids. The record is from RefSeq and is a predicted model, not a curated record. The transcript is spliced from 4 exons.
AUGCUUCGGGCGUGUUUUGCAAAGACAGCCCCUCCAUCAAAUGGCGUGUUGAGCUGGGCAACCGAAAAUCUGAUGUUCGCAACGGCUACCAUCAAGGGUGUAAAGGUCUCAGACGCAACCCUCAGCAGGCCGUACCUGUUCUUCCCCACACCAAUCGUCGUCAGCACGUGGGUACUCCUGCUCAGUUCUGGUAUUAUUGGGGUUGGGGUGUGGCUAGCGUACACAAUCGCCGAGAAAACUGGGAACGGCAACGAGAACCGGGAGGGCUUACGGCCCGAUAGCGAUGGCUCUCUUAAAGAUCAGCGUGCAAGGACGCGAAGGGGAGCACGUUUAGUCUCUCAGAGUACCUCAUCAAUGCAGAUGCAGCUAAUUCAAACAUUCUUCCUUCCCAUAUCUAAAGAGUCGAUUCUGCAGUUGGAUCAGGUCCUGGCCCUGACUACUGGAGUGUUGACCCUGAUUUUUACGAUAUGGAGCGCAUAUCAUUCGAGAGGAGCCCUUAUUUCUACCCGAGCUCCUGUGAGAGGCAAUAUCAUCCAACGCCGCAAAUCAAUCUAG